AUGAUGGAAUCAUCUAAUGUGAUUGUAAAUGACUCCUCUAUAUUGCAAGUUGAAACAAGUUGUCAAGAUACAGAUCUGGAAACUCACAAACCUACUGAUGUUACUGAUACUGAUUUCGAGGAUUGUAAUCAGCCUUUCAAACCUGUGAUACUCAGACCUGGUGCUAAACAAGUUCAGAAAGAUCACUCACCCUCUGACAUUAUUGGGAAUGUUGAUGAUAAAUUGAGAUCUUAA
Messenger RNA from Prunus armeniaca (apricot), 234 nucleotides. NCBI's taxonomy places the organism in Eukaryota, Viridiplantae, Streptophyta, Magnoliopsida, Rosales, Rosaceae. The record is from the annotation of a GenBank genome assembly.